ACUUAUGGCAGACUCUUCGGUAGCGGGUGUGGACUUAAGUGAAUCGAUUCCUCCCUAGCUUACCCUUUUUCAUCUUUAAAUGCUUUUGAAUUGCUGAAAAAGAACUCGUUUGAGGCUUCUGAUCUGGAAAUUUGCGACAAACGACUCGAGAAAAUGGCUCGAAUGAAGGCGCGACCUCUUCAACAUACAACGAAAAGGAAAUUGCAAGAACGCGGCGCUCGCGAAGGAUCGCGAUCGACUUCAGGCAAGCGAAUAAGGCUACAGAGCCCAGCAGGACAAACAUCUUCUUCGUUAGAGAAAGCAAAGAAGAAUAAAGGUAGGCCUCGUAAGGUGCAAGAGGAGGAUUCCCAUCUCCCUCCUGAAUUACGCAGAGCUGGAAUAUUAGCCCAUAUGCAGAUACCUGAAGGAAGACGUUUUGGCCCAUUCAUUGGUAAAAUUGUGGACAAGAGGAAAUCUCCAGAGAAAUUGUACUUUUUUGUGUCACAGAUCAAAGAUAAAAACAAAAGAAACUUGAUGCACUUUUUCUAUGCACACAAGAAUGAGAAGGACAAAUGCAGUUGGCUCAGUCGUCUCCAGAGUGCUACAUCAACAGCAAAACAAAACAUUGUAGCAUAUAACUCUCCAGGAGGAGUAUGCUUUGAAGCUGUUAAGGAUAUAGCUGUGGGAGAAGAGUUAAUGGUCCUAUUUGAUAAAUCAUUUAAAGGUUCAGUGUAUCCAGCCUAUGUAGAGAGUGCACCAUUGUCCUUCAUCACAGAUGAUGCUGGUGAAAAGAUUGCAGUGGUUCCUCUUGACAAGUCUGAAGUUUAUAUCAACCCUAGUACUGAGGGCAAAGAACCUAACAAAGAUGGGAAUAAUGCAGGCCAUGAUAAAGAAAUGGCUGACUCUCUCAAAGAAGGAAAUCCAGAGGUUGUGGAUGAUGAUGAUGAAGACAACAGUGAUGAUGAUGAUGAUGAAGAUGGCAGUGAUGAUGUGGUAGUGAUAGAAGAGUAUGAGCUGUCUGAUGAAGAUGAUGAGGAGGGUGAUGAAGAUGAAGAUGAAGGGGAAGAGGAAGAGGAAGAUAUUGAUGAUGGCAAUGAUGUAGAUGAUGAUGAUGAUUUUAUUCCUAAGGGUGAAAAGAAGUUGACAAAGGAAACUGGGGCCAGCACUAAUAAUGGCGAAAUUUCAAUGGAAAAGAAACGUGGAAGGAAGCCAUCAGCUCAGCAUAAACGAAAGCCACAUAUAAAAGAAAUAAAAAUUCUUGACGCUGAGAGUGGUCAGGAUACAAUCAAAUACCGCUGUACCCACUGUUCGGAGGAUUUUGGGGACAAAGUGAAAGCCACAGAACACAGCUCAGCUAUGGAAUGCCUUUCACAGCAUUUCCAGUGCAAAACAUGCACCAUGGAGUUCAGAAAUGCCUUUCUACUUCAGAAACACAAAUGUAAUGGAAAGCCAAAGUGCAACGUCUGCAAUGAAGAGUUUGAGAAUUGGAGACAACUGAAGGAGCAUGCGGAUAAUCCGCCAGAGGUUCAUGUGCCAAAAUGUGCGAGUUGUGAAAUGCAGUUUCAAACUGUUAAAGAGAAACAGUACCAUGUCCGUUCCAAGCACGGGCCGGAUGAGUCAUCCGAGGAGUGUCCCAUUUGUCAUAAAACCUACAACAAAAUGUACCUGAAGGAACAUCUCGCGACCCACGACGAAAACAGUGGGUUGAAAUGCAUCGAGUGCGGCAAAAAGUUCUCCUCCAAAAGCAACUUGAACAAACAUCGCAAAAAGCAUCUACCUGGUUAUGUCCCAGCCAAGGAUAAACAACGGGAAAAAAAAUAUGGCUGUUCGGAAUGUGGCAAAAAGUUCGACUCCAUGCACGGCUUAGAGAGCCACAAGCGAAGCCACACUGGAGAGAGGCCAUUCAAGUGUGACAAGUGCUCGUGGAAAUUCACUCAGAAAACGCAUUUGAACCGUCACAUCAGGAGUGUGCACGAGAAGGUGCCAAGAGAGCGCCAUUCUGAAGCCAACAGACCUGUGUCUUGUGAAGUGUGCAGUAAAGUGUACGUCAACAGUCGUGUGUUGGCUGUUCAUGUGCAGUCCGUGCACGAAGGCUUACGACCUUACAAGUGUGAGUACUGCGACGCAACUUACACUCAACGAGGUCAUCUGUGGAGACACAAGCAUGCAAGUCACUACGAGAAAGACGAAGUUCAAAAGAAAUACACCAUUGACAAGUUUGUCUGUCAGUUUGAUGGUUGCAUGCUGUCAUUUGACACUCAGCCAGAGCUGAUGGAACACGUCAAAACACACACCACGGACAAAAAGUGCAUGUGCAGUGAGUGUGGGGCUACAUUUGUCUCGUUCCCAAACCUCGCCAAACAUACUAGGAGGAGGCAUGGGGAGCAGGGAGUCGCAGACAAGGGCCAUCGAUGCGGAAAAUGCAUAAAGACAUUCGCCACAAGUUAUCAACUGGUCGUGCAUUUUAGGGGCCAUACCGGAGAGAAACCCUAUAAAUGUGAUCUUUGCGGAAAAGACUUUGUUCAGAAGUCUGGCUUGCGGAAACACAUCAGAUGUAAACGUUGUCCAAUGGUGGAAGGUCGUUCGAUGAACCCCAGGGGCGCCAAGAAAUAUGCCUGUGAUCGUUGCAACAAGAUGUUUCCGGGACCGUCUGACUUGAAAUCGCACAUGCGCACUCACACUGGAGAGAAACCUUAUCAGUGCACUGUUUGUGAAAAGGGUUUCAGCCAGCCAGGGAAUCUAACGAAACACAUAAGGUUUGUUCACAACAAAGAACAGCGUCCCAAGGAGAAAAGUCGCGAAAAGAAGUAUUUCUGCAGCCUGUGCGGUAAAGCGUUCCUGUGUCCCAGUAGUCUUGCUAUGCACUGUCGCACACACACUGGAGACAAACCUUUUUCCUGUGAACAGUGCGGACAAGGAUUCGCCCAAGCGGGAAACCUUAAAAAGCAUCUCAAACGUUGGCAUGAAGAUGGCGCUGAAGGCAGAACAAGACGCAGAAAGAAGAAGGGAAAGAACGCACCAGCUGAAUCAGGAGAGAGAGCCGAUGCUAACCAGGAAGGUCAGCAACGAGAAGGCGAACCCGGUCAAACGGUCACCGAUGAGACACCCAAUGACGGUGAACAUGACGAGGUUGCAGACAGCACGCAGGCGGGAGACAGGCCAGUCGAGUUGAGCAAUGCAAGCUCUCAGACAACUUUAGCCUCGUGCACACCUCUGAACACCCCGAGUCCUUUAUACAGCACAACGCCAUUGAACAGUUUGAACACCGCAGUCAGUGGCUCUCCCACUCCUAUGAUGCAAGUGGUGUUAGGCUUUCUCCGUAGCCAGCCGCAACAAACCGUCAGCGCACCUAGCCUUCAUGCAAAUGCGAAUGCCUCUACGAUCGCACACACUGGAAGAGUUCUCGGGACAUCUUACGAGGCUAGUGAACGGGACAACGCCUUGCACCGAGGUAUUAGCACAUCUUCACCGAGUCUCCUACAUUCCCAAGCAACGACCUCUCAAGGCAGUCAUCUGAGCGCCAUACCCGUUCAACAGCAUCAACAAGUUGUCAUCUCUCGAAUGUUGGCUCCUACUUCCUCAGAGAGUACAGACGUCCCAUUCAUGCCCCCAGUGGUGGCAAGCCCUCCCUCUCACCCCAACCCCCCACCCCGGGCAUCGAUCCUUCUUCCACACGUUCACUCCCUCCUGAAUCCCCCAGGGAUGAAUAACACAGGGGGAGAGGUAACUGUUUGGCCCUUCGCACCAAGCAACAUGUUUUCGCCACAGUAGACUGAAACUUAGUAUAAUAGGCUGCUAAUUUUUUCACCUCGCGUUCAUGUUACGUUCAUGUCACGCAAGUAGUUACUUGAGUAACGGAAGCCCGUCAAAAUGUUGGUUUUAGAUAACUUAACCGAAGUUGUAAGCAAAUCUAUUCCCAUCUUGGUGAAAGUGUAAUGGUCAAAACAUGAUUUUAUUUACUUGUUCUAGUUCCUAUAAUUUAUUAGAUGUGCAUGGCAGCUGUCCGUGAACUGAACCAUAGGGAUAUCGUCCAUACUGGUUUCUCCUCUUCAGAUUUUCCUUUCUCUCUUUUAUUUAGGAAUAAGAUUUAACUUUAGGAUCUCGGUUUUAUGUCUCAAACAAAGAUUAGCUUGUGUGAGACGAGCUUGUUUAAGCCUUCGUCUCGCACAAACCGUAGCUAACUUAAGCCACGGCUUGUUCAAGGUGAACGUGGUCAUCAACUUGUUUAAGCUGCUGCGUAUUUGCCUCGUCUGUGUGCUGUUACUUAUUAUAUGGUGGGCGUCUAUGCUCUCGAUCUCGGAUCGACCCCAUCGGGCGUGAGAGUAAUCUGUGUUUUUAAAGGGUCCAUUCCACCUUUAAAUGAAAAUUUACCUAACAAAUUGCUAAAGGAAAUCUUGAGAGAGGGUCAACUGCAUUGAUGAGCUUUGUAGGGAACUGUUGAUAUUCCCUUAGGCUUUGUAGUUGGGUGGCCCCUAACCGUUUCACUCCCAAGAUCUCAUUAGUAAUUCUCCUUACUGUCUGCCAUACAAUUUGUAUGAUGUUAGUUUGGAGAAUUAGGUGUUGGAUCAACGAACAAUUCACAAAAUUGAUAUUUUCUUUAUUCUCAUUACUUGUCUGCUUGAUAUUGUAGAGAUAUUGGAAGGAGAAAUUCUGUCUUGAAUUUUGUCAUGAAUUACAGGGUUAAUGCAGACAGUUUUUCUUAGUUCGAGAAAUAAACGUUUUUAAGUUUUCAAAAUUAUUAGUUAGGUCCUUGUAAGUUGAUAUUCCUUUGAAAACAUAGGUUGCGCCCCCUGAUUGCAAACAAGAAGUAUGAGGAAUGUAUAGGAAAGGGUAACAAGGAAUUCUUUUGUUUAGGUUUAUGUUUACUGUGAGGUAGACUAUCUUUUAGUCAAAGAAACUAUUCUUAAAAUGUAUAUUAGAUAUAA
Messenger RNA from Pocillopora verrucosa, 4904 nucleotides. The record is from RefSeq and is a predicted model, not a curated record. Lineage: Eukaryota; Metazoa; Cnidaria; Anthozoa; Scleractinia; Pocilloporidae.